AAUGUAGGUCAUACAUGGAUGGACCAAGCCCGUUAUCAUCGUUACAGUUAUAUUUUUUUUUUUUUUAUUCUUGAAAUCAUCAAAACAAAAUGCCAUUAAAAUCAUUUUUAUUGAGUUUCCGUUUAACAGAUUGUCCUGAUCGAAUAUUUUGGCAAUCAUUAGACAAGAUAAUACGUGAAGAAUUAGCAGAUUUAGAUGAACAUCGAUGUAUCGGUACAUCUAUAAAUGGCGAUAAUGGUAACGACAAUAAAUCUAUACAUUUGUAUACAUCAAGUAGUAAGGAAAUUUUUCUUACCAUUCGUUAUUAUGAUUUCAAUGAUGAUGAUGAUCAUCAUCAUCAUAAGAAAUUAAUUUCCAUAACUGGUGAAAUGUCACAAAAUUGUGGUGAAUUAUUUCGAAUGAAUAAUUUGGUUGAAAAACUCAAAGAUCGAUUGAAUACAUUGUGUAUCGGAUCCGAUCACUGUGCCGGACAACAACAACAACAACAACAGCAAAAAAUGGAUCAUGUUGAAGCUAUACCAAUUUUGAAACGUGAUAAUCUGGUACCAUCAUAUUUUCUAACAUCCGAUGGUCGUGUAUUGGAAUAUGAUUUUGAUAAAGUUCUUGUGAAUGAAACGACACCAUUUCAGAAUAUUAAAAUUUUACAUUCACCUAGUUUAGGUAAUUGUCUUUUGUUGGAUGAUAUGCAAAAUCUAGCCGAAGCUGAUCUACCAUAUACACAUGGAUUAAUGAAUUUUGGCAAAAAUAAUUAUAAAGAUAAAGAAAUUCUUAUUCUUGGCGGUGGUGAUGGUGGCCUAUUACAUGAACUGGUUAAAGAAUCACCAAAAUUUGUAACAAUGAUCGAUAUUGAUGAAAAAGUUAUGUUACAUUGUCGUAAAUAUCUUCGUGGUGCAUGUGGUGAUACAUUGGAUUGUUUCGAUGGUUCAAACUACAAAGUAAUUGUUGGUGAUUGUAUUCGUUAUAUGCAUGAUUAUAUUGAACAAAAACGAACAUUUGAUGUUAUUUUCAAUGAUCUAACGGAUAUACCGAUCAGUACACGUGAACAUCGUGAUGUUAUUGUUGAAGAUAAUCAAAAACUUUGGUCAUUUGUUCGAGAAAUAUUACAGCUUUCAAUGAAAAUUUUACGUCCAAAUGGCCUUUAUCUGAAUCAUGCUAUCGGUGCUAAUUGUAAACAAUCAUUGGCUGAUUAUGAACAGGUCGUUAGUGAAUUGUCCAAUGUACAGCUGGAUAUAUCAUCACAUACACGAUAUGUACCUUCGUUCAUGGAAGAUUGGGUUUUCUAUCAGCUUCAGAAACGUUAAUCGUAUUUUCAAAAAAAAAAUCAUGCAUUUAUCGAUACAAAAUUCGUUUUUAUAUAAUCUAGGUUUUUUUGUUGGGCCAAAAUUUUUCGGAAAAAAAAUUUUAUAAUUUCUUUAA
Molecule: messenger RNA, 1416 nt
Organism: Dermatophagoides farinae (American house dust mite)
Lineage: Eukaryota; Metazoa; Arthropoda; Arachnida; Sarcoptiformes; Pyroglyphidae
Gene: Sms
Product: spermine synthase
Biological process (GO): spermine biosynthetic process
Molecular function (GO): spermine synthase activity
Source: RefSeq, a predicted model, not a curated record